GGUUAUUUCUGAUCGCCUGUCACUGAUCUUGUGGCACACAUAACAAUAACAUACUGUGCAAAGAAAGAAGGAAAAGUCGCUGUAGUUAUGUGUCAAACGAUGUCGUUAUAGGGGGAUGCAUAUCCUAAAAGAAAAUUUUGUUCGGUCUAGCUCUCCGGCUCUCUGCGACGAUCAUGGAUUCCAAAGCUUCAACAGUUAAGACUCCUCCUCAAAACCCCAAAACCCCAAUUCGGUCACCACCCAAAGGCAGAGACCUCUUGGACCACCUCGAAGCCUACCUCGCAAAGCGAGAUGGUGUUGACAAGUUCCUCAAGAUUUCCAGGUACGCCACCAAGAUCAUCCUCGCCUCCUCGGUGCUUCCCGAAACCCUAUCCCUAACUGGCCGGCUCAAGAGCUUCGAGUCCAGCGUGGGACUGAGCCGCAAAGCCUUCCGACUCGGCAAGUUCGUCCAGGACAUCAACGCACUCAAGCACUCCCAUUUCGGUUCGAAACAAGAGCUCGUGCUCUCCAUCGUCGCCUAUGGCGGCGAGGGCUUGUAUUAUUUCGUCGAACAGUUUAUCUGGCUUUCCAAAUCGGGUCUGAUCGAUGGCAAACACUCGCGCAAUUUGCAAACGAUCAGUGCCUGGGCUGAGUUCAUUGGGUACAUGGGUAGUGUCUCGUUGAAAUUGAUAGAUUUGAAGGGGAUUGCCGAGGACGAAGCGUGCUUGGAGACGAGUAUUGAGGUCGCGGUUUCCAGGGGAAUUGGGCGUCUGGAAGAAGAGCAGAGGUUGAGGAAAUUGAGGGAGAAGAAGCUGAUGAAGAAACUCUCGAUCGUUCAAGAUUUUGCCGAUGGGCUAAUGGCGUUGGCUGAUAUUCGCGAAGGGAAGGGCCGGCUUUCGGCUCCGCUUUUCGUUUCGUGUGCGGGGCUUUUAUCGGCGCUGAUUAGCGCUCAUAAGAAUUGGGUGUCUUGCUGAGUUUUGUGGCCUUUUACAAGGUUAGCUUCUUCUGUCAAUGCCUGCAGCUUAUGAGGACAUCUGGACCAACCUCUUCUUCUGCUUCAAGCCUAGAAGAAGAAACCUCUCCUUCUGCAGCUAACGAGCGUUCCCAUAUUUAUUUUGAAGUGCAGGGGCGCAUGUGUGCGCGCAUGCUAUUUUCUUUUCUUCUCUAUUAUUUUCCCUGCCUUUUGGUUUCAAUAUCCAUGCCAACAAGCUACAAAGAGAUUUGUGGUAUUUUUCCUGCUACUUUUAAAGAAAUUAGGGUAAUCUUUCAAGACAAAGUUUUUCGCUAAAUUGGGGUGGAGGAUAGGAAA
Messenger RNA from Corylus avellana, 1288 nucleotides. RefSeq names its product peroxin 11A (gene PEX11A). Lineage: Eukaryota; Viridiplantae; Streptophyta; Magnoliopsida; Fagales; Betulaceae. The record is from RefSeq and is a predicted model, not a curated record. Gene Ontology annotation, cellular component: peroxisomal membrane. Gene Ontology annotation, biological process: peroxisome fission.